This is a messenger RNA of Zingiber officinale, 939 nucleotides long. RefSeq lists its product as uncharacterized. The record is from RefSeq and is a predicted model, not a curated record. The transcript has a single exon. Bases 1 to 939 code for a protein of 312 amino acids. Lineage: Eukaryota; Viridiplantae; Streptophyta; Magnoliopsida; Zingiberales; Zingiberaceae.
AUGGCUUUCCAGCAGAAAAGAGAGAGCUUUGAGCGAGAGGAAGAGGAAGAGGAGGAGACCUUGUCUCUCUCUGAUUUCCCGGUGUGCUCUGGCAAGGAUGAUCGCACGUGCAAGCCCGGCGACAAUGCGGCAGAGGAGUUUGAGUUCCAAAUAUCAGCUGCCGGCGGACUCCUGGCCAGUGCGGCGGACAUAGAGAUGUGCGCGGCCGACGAAGUGUUCUUCCAGGGACAAAUUCUGCCUCUGCGGCCCUCUGUUAGCUCCGACAGCGGCUUUCUCAGUCACGGGGCGAGCCGGCGGUCGGAGUCCCUGGACCAAUACUACUCGUCGGGCAUCCUCGGGAUGGGGUUUCAGAGCACGAGCCGGAGCACCAGCAGCAGCAGCAGCCGGAGCAGCAGCAACGGCAGCGGGAUGGGCAGGAGCCAUUCGUCGAACAGUCACUGCAGCAAUUCGUCAAGUAACUUCUACGCGCGGCCGAGCCCGACGCCACGGAUCCGAACCCAAAGAAAAUUAAACGCAGGGCGCAAGAGCGCGAGCUCCGCCCCGCCGGGAUGGGGAAUAUUCCGGCUCGGGAUCGCCAAAGCCCCUGAGAUCGAACUGCACGACAUAAUGUCUCGGAGGCCGAGCAACGGCGCGCGAGGCAGCGGCGUCACUGCCCGGAAGAGCCACGCGGAGGCACCAGACCACUCGAAGAAGGAAAAAUCCAGCCACAGCAAAAACGAUGAGGCUCGUGGUGCGAAGGCGGUCCAGAAGAAGCCCGCAGCCGGACGCGGCCUGAUCUGCAGGUGCUCGCCUGAAGCGGUGGAGCCGGUCGCCGUGCUGCCGAGGAAGAAGAAGGAGGCGGAGACACGCCAAAAAGCGUCAGCAUUGAAUGGCCGGGGCGAUCAACUGCGAAGGCAGCAGCAGCAAGGCGCUAAUCAUCAGGAACACGCAUCUUUUUGA